UAGUGCAGUCGGACAUGUAACAACUCUACCGGUGUUUUAGAAAAACUGUAACCUAACUGUAUCAAUUGACAUUGAAACAAUGUACAGUAUCUAGUACAAGAGGACAACAGCCACAGAAUAUCUUGGCAACCUUCACUCCAUUCUAGUAGGUAGAAUAAACAAGCGUUCUGGCAGCGGUCAAAAAUGUUAGAAGGUUAGCUAGCUUUCUCAAGUGGACUAAAAGUAGAAGUUUGAUCGAUAACAUCAUGACAACCGGAAUGGAGAACUGCGCCAAACCACUGUUUACAUUUGGAAUAAUCGCCGACAUUCAAUACGCCGACAUAGAUGAUGGCUUCAAUUUCAAACGCUCAAGGAAACGAUACUACAGGAACAGUCUUCGCCUAUUGCACAAUGCACAGAAAAGGUGGACCGCGGAUACUGUCAAACCCCGGUUCAUCCUUCAGCUCGGUGACAUUAUCGAUGGCUUCAACAAGAGGCAUGACGCAUCAGAGCGAGCCCUGGAAACGGUGAUGAAAGAGUUUGACUCCUCUCCGUUUGAAGUCCACCACGUUUGGGGCAACCAUGAGUUUUAUAACUUUAGCAGAGACACCCUAAUGCGGUCGGUUCUCAAUAGUACUACAGAUUCUGAAGCAGGAGGGGGGCAUCUCAGCAUCUGUGAAAUCUAUGCAUAUCAUUUCAGUCCAGCCCCCAAAUACCGAUUUGUCGUUUUGGAUGCCUAUGAUGUGAGCCUACUAGGGAGAGAGGAGUCCAGUCUGAAAUACCAGCAGGCUAUUGCUAUUUUAAAAGCCCACAAUGACAAUGAAGAUCUGAACCAUCCCCCAGCACCUGUGGGGAUGGAGCAAAGGUUUGUGAAGUUUAAUGGAGGAUUCAGUCAAGAUCAGCUGGACUGGCUAGAAGGAGUUUUGUCGUUGGCAGACAACAAACUGGAGAGGGUCACCAUUGUCAGCCAUCUCCCUAUCCACCCCAGCUCUACAAGUCCUAUCUGCCUAGCCUGGAACUACGAUGCGCUGCUCUCCAUACUCCAGGCCCAUAAGAGUGUAGUCUGCUUCAUGGCAGGACACGACCAUGAUGGAGGGUAUCACAGAGAUGACUCCGGAGUGCACUACCUCACACUGGAGGGGGUGAUAGAGACCCCUCCGGGCAGUGAUGCCUUUGGUACAGUCUAUGUGUAUGAGGACAGAAUGUUUUUAAAGGGAUAUGGAAGGAUGUCUGAUAGAAUACUGAUGUAUCCAUGAUAAUGCCAAAGAUUCUACGGCUAUACGGAAUCUGGGGAGGGACAAUUCCUUGGGUCCUCAUAUACACUGAGUAUACAGAACAUUAAGGACACCUGCUCUUUCCAUGACAUAGAUUGACCAGGUGAAUCCAGGU
Molecule: messenger RNA, 1368 nt
Organism: Salvelinus namaycush (lake trout)
Lineage: Eukaryota; Metazoa; Chordata; Actinopteri; Salmoniformes; Salmonidae
Gene: adprm
Product: ADP-ribose/CDP-alcohol diphosphatase, manganese-dependent
Exons: 3
Coding region: 246-1235 (329 amino acids)
Molecular function (GO): 2',3'-cyclic-nucleotide 2'-phosphodiesterase activity; ADP-ribose diphosphatase activity; manganese ion binding
Source: RefSeq, a predicted model, not a curated record